Molecule: messenger RNA, 1445 nt
Organism: Funneliformis caledonium
Lineage: Eukaryota; Fungi; Glomeromycota; Glomeromycetes; Glomerales; Glomeraceae
Source: the annotation of a GenBank genome assembly
AAUUAACUAACAAGCGCAGGAAAACCGGUCUAUGGGAUUAUACUGAAAAAGAUCUGGGAAAAUUUUGGAAAAUUUUGGAUAAUGCGAAAAUUGAUAAUAAUUUCUUUCAGCUAUCCGAGGGCGUCUAUUUCUUGGGUGAUAAAGAGCAUGGCGCCAUUUUAUACAUCCGUAAAUGUUACAUACACUUAGCUAAAAUUAUCUUAAAUGAGAAAAUACAUCGUUGUCGUAUUACCGGUAAUCCCGGAAUUGGCAAAACUUUUUUCGGAUUAUACCUACUUCAUUUGCUUUCGAAACAAAAGAAAACCAUUGUGUACCACCAAGCUUGUCAAUAUCCAAUUCUCUUCAACAAGCAACAUACCUUCUGUAGUGAUAAUAUCGCUGACUUUAAAGAAUACUUGGAUAAUACAGAUGUCUGGUAUAUUGUAGAUGGUCAACCACCACUCAAAGUUCAUGCUAAGACGAUUCUUUUAUGUUCUCCCCAAAAACAACAUUACAAGGAAUUUGAUAAGAUGGUGGGAACAACAAUACGAUUUAUGCCGGUAUGGUCAUGGAACGAGGUCAACGAAUGUAGGAUCGGUAUGUUCAAUCAUCUCGAAGAAGCGAAGGUCGAGGAUUUGUACUCACGUUGGGGAGGGAUUCCUCGAUUCAUCCUAGAAAAAUCUCUAGAUUCCUCUCAGCAAAAUCAUCUCGAAGAUGCAAUUAGCAAGAGUAAUUGGAAAUUAUUUGAAUUUGUUGGAGAAAUUGACCACGCCAAUGAUGUCAGUCACAGGAUCAUUCAUAUUCACACGAAUCUACCCAGUGAGGAGGAAGAAAUGAACGAAGAGGGUGAAGAGAUAUUCUACAUUCAAAAAUUUAUACUAUUUGCGUCUGAAUGGGUGGCUGAAAAAGUGAUGAACAGACUCGAAAGUAAUUACAGUCAACAGUUAAGGAAUUUUGUGACAGCAAGCUCGUCGGAAAAUGAAUACAGUACGCUUCGAGGCGUCAUAUUCGAACAGAUCGCACAUCGAAUUUUACAAAAGGGAGGGUCAUUUAAUAUUCGUCCUUUAGAAUCCGAUUUCAUAAGUUCUACAAUUGUUAUUCCAGAACGAAUUAAGUUGGUGUUCAAUGACAUUAAUAAGAUCGAGGAUGGCAAGUACUGUCAACCGAUUCAAAAGAAUUUUACAUCCAUUGAUGCAGUUGUUGCACCCAACACACUCUUUCAGAUGACCGUGAGCAAGAGUCAUCCUAUUAAUAUGAGUGGCUUGAAAAAGCUUGUUGAAAAAUUGGGUGGAAAGUCGGGAACAAAUCAUAUAUAUUUUUAUUUUGUUCUACCAAAAGAUUUAUACGAUAAUUACCAAGCACAACACUUUCAUACUACCGGCAAAACUGUUGCUAAACUGAUACCACGUUGGAUUACUAAUCGUGUUAAGCAAUACGCAUUGGAAAUUGACUUGAGUUCCCGGUGA